This is a messenger RNA of Rotaria sp. Silwood2, 4725 nucleotides long. Lineage: Eukaryota; Metazoa; Rotifera; Eurotatoria; Philodinida; Philodinidae. The record is from the annotation of a GenBank genome assembly.
AUGAUCGUCGUACAUUUGAUUCUUGCUACACCUCAAAUCAAUCUUUAUAAUACAGAUUGUGUAAGUGAGAAUGAAAAUAAUAAUGCAUUACAACACGAUUGUCUACGUGUUGUUGCUUCUAAUGAAGAAGCAAAUAUUAAUCGUCAAAUUAUAUCGUAUUGUAUGAGUGAAUUACAAUCAAAAUUUCAUAUCGAGAAAACGAAUGUCUAUCCAAAGUUUACUUUUGCUGAACUAUCGAAACAGAAUAUUACUAGUCAACAAUUAUAUAUUUGGUCAGCACCGAUCGAUAUCGUUGAACAUUAUGAAUUCUAUUUAAAUCAAUUAUCAACAUCAAAUGAUCUAUCUAUCGCAACACAAGUUUUCUAUAAUUGUACAUUGCCAAGAUUUGGUCCCAUGUGUCAAUAUGAAAUUGAUUAUUAUUAUCGAAAUUAUUCAUCUUUAUAUGAAAUAAUUCAUGAUUAUUAUCGUACCCAGGAAUAUAAUCCAACGAAUUUUACAUGUUAUACUCAUUUGCAAUGUAAUCGUGGUCCUUUGCCAGCAUGUUUAGAUUGGAGUGAAAUUUGUGAUGGACAGAUCGAUUGUCUCGAUGGUGAUUUUGAUGAAGAACAUUGUUGGCAGCUUGAAACAAAUCAAUGUAAAGACGACGAAUAUCGAUGUACUAAUGGACAAUGCAUACCAUGGUCGUUUUUUCGAGACGAUACUAAUGCUUCUGAUUGCGUUGAUCGCUCUGACGAAGUUUCAAGACGUUAUGACAAAUUUAACAAGUGCAAUACAGAUAAACCGUCAUUUGAAUGUGAAGACAUAACAUGUAGGCAUACAUUCUUGACAAAUUCUUGUGUGGUACCACGCCAACGCCUACUAGUGAAUGCGAUCUAUUCGAUCACUAACAAUUCCGUAUCUCAACAAUGUUGGUCAGCUUUUAAAUGUGUCUUAAAUGUACCUGAUUCUGAAAAGCCAUUUUGUAAAAACGUUUGUGAAACAGCAGCAUGUCUCGAGAUCAUUAACAACACGUGUCCAGAUAUGUUUCACUUUCCCAAUGUUCCAGUUUUAUUUGGUCACGCAUACUUUGCUCACACAAAAAAUGACUCAUUAUUCUUUACCAGAGGAGGUUCUGUAGCACCUUAUUUAUGCUAUAGAAAUUCUCGUUAUGAUGAGUAUUUUAUUCGUCAACCAAAGAUCUUAUUCAAUAAUGAAACGUGUUUUCGUCCUCAAGGGUUACCAGUCCCAUCGAUUUUUUCUACUUCAUGGGAACUCAACUAUCACAUACCUUUAAACCACUUGUACAAAGAACUUAAGGCAUACAAUCUGAUCUUUAACUAUAAUUCUGCAAUUUGUAAUGCAUCGCACAUGUAUCAAUGUGUUAAUUCAUCCAAAUGUAUUCCAACUAAUCGCCUACUGGAUGUUGCAAAUGAUUGUCCUCAGAGAGAAGACGAAAAUAUUACAUACAUUAAUAACACUGGUUUAACAAAAAAAUUAAAAAGCCAUUUCAAAUGUGAACUAGCUGAUAAAUACAUUCAUCAAUCAUUCGUUGCUGAUGGAACAUGCAAUUGUUUAUUUGCUGGCUAUAGGUGGUGUGAAGAUGAAUCUUCAGAUGUUCACUAUGCUAGAAAGAAUAUUUCAUUUCAAACAAUUUGUGAUGGAUUUACAGAGCUGAUUCCAAUAACAAUCGAAGGGCGAAAUGAAACAGAUGAAACAGAAUGUGAAAACUGGUCAUGUAAUAACAUGUAUACUCGUUGUGAUGGUUUAUGGAAUUGUCUCCAUGGUGAAGAUGAAAUUGGUUGUUAUUUAUCGUCAACAUUUAAUUGUUCGCCAGAUCAUCACAUAUGUGUUUCACCUGACACAAACCAAUUCAUGUGUCUAUCUAUUCAGAAAGCAAACGAUGGCAAGAUCGAUUGUGUUGGUGCUACUGAUGAGUCAACAUUAUGUCAAAAAAAGUAUGAAAUAAAUGUUAAUUAUAAUUUUUACUGCAGGAACACAACAUAUUCAUCCUGUAUUAGUUCUGAAAAAUUAUGUGACCGUGACAAAAAUUGUAAAGAUGGAGAUGACGAACAAUUUUGUGUAAAAAAUCGAACAAAUAAUACCAUAAAUCGUAUUUGUCGUCCAUCGUAUGUAGCUUUUGGUUCUGACGUCGAGAAGUUUUUAUGUUAUGCAACAAGAGACAAGAUAAAACAGCAAAUAAAAUAUUUUUCACUGGAUGGAAUGAGCAAAUCCGUCGAAACUCAAACGAAGAAUGUGACACGUCUCGUAUUUUCAAGUUCACCUAUCAUUAAAAUAUCUCAUCAACAUGAACGUCGCUGUCAUCGUGGUCUUGAUUUACGUGUCUGGUUAAAUCAUGAAAAGAACUUAACAACAAAUACAUGCCUUUGUCCACCUAGUUUUUAUGGUAAUAUCUGUCAAUAUCAAAAUCAACGAGUGAGUUUGACCAUUAAAUUUCGAGCAUUAUCCGAUUCUUGGUCAACAUUAUUCGCAAUGAUUAUUUCACUUAUCGAUGAUACUGAAGAAAGAAUUAUUAAUUCAUAUGAACAGUUCACUUAUUUAUCGAUAAGAGAUUGUAAAAUUAAAUUUAAUAUUUAUUUACUUUAUUCAAAUCGACCAAAAAAUCUAACAAACAAUUAUGCUAUACAUAUUGAUAUCUAUGAAAAAGCUUCCUUGACCUAUCGAGGAAGUUUACUGUUUCCAAUAACAUUUCCAUUUUUACCUGUUUAUCGUCUAGCAAUCAUAGCCGAUAUCCCACGAAAUGAUAAAAAUAUCGAAAGUUGUUCAAAUCCUCGAUGUAUUCAUGGCAAAUGUAUUAGAUAUUCAAAUAAUCUACAAAAUACUAGUUUUUGUCAAUGCUAUCAAGGAUGGUCUGGACAAUAUUGUACUAUUCCACAUACUUGUAUGUGCUCGUCUGAUUCAUUAUGUAUUGGUACCUCUGCUAACAAUCGAUCUGUAUGUGUUUGUCCUGUUCAUAAAUUUGGUGCUCGAUGUCUUCUUAUCAAUACAAUGUGUCAAAUUGACAAUAAUUUAACAUGUCAAAAUGAUGGUCAAUGUAUUCCUACGAAUGAAUAUAUGAUAACCGAUCAAGCAUUUCACUGCAUAUGUCCAAAAGGUUAUAUUGGAGAUCGAUGUGAAAUAGUUGAUAAUAAAAUUACUCUUUUAUUUGAAAAAGAUUUUACUUUAUCUCAAUCAAUAUUUAUUCAUUUUAUUGAAGUUGUUAAUAAUGGUGCACCGAUUAGAGCAACUACUUUUCGAACAAUUCCACGAACACAAGAUUCACUCAUUAUUUACUGGGCACGACCAUUUCAUCUUGUUUUUAUUGAACUUAUUAAUAAAAUUUAUUAUUUAGCUAUUACUCAAAAAUCUUAUCAACGAUCAACAACAAUAGUUAAGAUGAUAAAUCCAUUAGAUCGUUGCCAACACAUAAAUGAAUUAUUUAAUGAAACUUUUAUUCAAUUGCAUAUUCUUCGUCGUAUUAAAUAUUAUCAUUUACCAUGUCAAAUAUAUUCAUCAAAUAUUUCUUGUUUUUAUGAUGACAUCCAUAUGUGUCUAUGUUAUGAUUUUGGACAACAACGUUUAGCAAAUUGUUUUGAAUUUAAUCAUAAUAUGACAUUCGAUUGUUUAGGUCAAAGUGUUUGUGAAAAUGGAGGUCAAUGUUUUCAAGACAAGCCCGAUUGUCCACAACGAUCAAUGUGUAUUUGUCGUUCAUGCUUUUAUGGAACACGAUGCCAAUUUAGUACAAGUGGAUUUGGUUUAUCACUUGAUGGCAUCUUAGGCUAUCAUAUUCUACCAUAUACUCGUAUUAUACAUCAACCAAAAAUUGUAAAAAUUAGUUUCGGAUUAACUAUAAUUUUUAUGGUGGCAGGGUUUAUUAAUGGUGUUCUUGCUUUGAUAACAUUCAACAAUAAAUUAAUAUGCGAAGUCGGUUGUGGCGUGUAUCUAUUAGGUUUAUCAAUUGCUACUUUAUUUACAACGAUUAUAUUUGGAUUGAAAUUUUCGAUCCUUGUUCUCGGGCAAAUGGCAUAUAUAUCAAAUCGAUUAUUUUUACAAAUUCAAUGUAUAUCUCUUGAUUUUCUUCUACAUGUUUCCCUUACUAUGGAUCAAUGGUUAAAUGCAUGUGUUGCUACUGAACGAGCAAUUACUAUGAUAAAAGCUACUCAUUUUCAGAAGAAGAAAAGUAAACAAGUAGCGAAAAAAGUCAUUGUUAUUCUUUUGAUUGUGAUUAUUGGUACUUCUAUUUAUGAUCCACUUUAUCGACGUAUAAUUGACGAAGAAAAUGAAGAUGAAAAACGAAUAUGGUGUGUUGCUACUUAUCCAUCCAGUUUACAAAUAUUUAAUUCUGUUAUAAAUACUUUUCAUUUUCUCGCUCCAUUUAUGAUUAAUUUGAUUUCAGCUGUUAUUCUCAUAACAAAAAUAUCUCGUCAACAAACAAAUCUGCAAACUCAUCGAACUUACACAGAACUUUUACGAGAACAAAUUCGACGACAUCGACAUUUAUUUGCUGCUCCAGUUUUACUAGUCAUCCUUGCAUUACCACGUUUAAUUAUUUCAUAUGUAUCAAAAUGUAUGAAAUCAACAAAUGAAGCAUGGUUAUUUCUUAUUGGAUAUUUUAUUUCAUUUAUUCCACCUAUGCUUACUUUUGUUGUAUUUAUACUGCCAUCAAAAUUUUACAAAACACAAUUUCGUAAAUCUGUCGUUGCUUAUCGAACUAAAAUACAACGAUAUCUACAAGUUACUACUAUAUAA